Molecule: messenger RNA, 1901 nt
Organism: Eublepharis macularius
Lineage: Eukaryota; Metazoa; Chordata; Lepidosauria; Squamata; Eublepharidae
Exons: 19
Coding region: 241-1737 (498 amino acids)
Source: RefSeq, a predicted model, not a curated record
GGGCAAAGGUUGAAGAUUGUGGAAGUCACGCCAUGCAAGUCUCUAUGGAAGAUUACCCAAGGCGUCUUCCUAUCCCGCUUUCGGGAUAAAACGGAAGGGCAAAGUUUGAAGAUAGUGGAAGUCACGCCAUGCAAGUCUCUAUGGAAGAUAAACCACGGCGUCUUUCAAUCCCGCUUUCGGGAUAAAGUUGAAGGGCAAAGUUUGAAGAUUGAGGCAGUCCCGCUACCCAUAUCUGUACAAAUGAUAACCCGAGGCACCUUGGAAUCCCGCUUUCAGAAUAAUAUCCGAGGGCAAAGUUUGAAUAUUGAGGCAGUCACGCCACCCAUAUCUGUACGAAAGAUAACCCAAGGCGCCUUGCAAUCCCGCUUUCGGAAUAAUAUCCAAGGGCAGAGUUUGAAGAUUGUGGAAGUCACGCCACGCAUGUCUCUGUGGAAGAUUACCCAAGGCGUCUUCCUAUCCCGCUUUCGGGAUAAAACUGAAGGGCAAAGUUUGAAGACUGUGGAAGUCACGCCACACAAGUCUCUAGGGAAGAUUACCCAAGGCGUCUUCCUAUCCCGCUUUCGGGAAAAAACUGAAGGGCAAAGUUUGAAGACUGUGGAAGUCACGCCACACAAGUCUCUAGGGAAGAUUACCCAAGGCGUCUUCCUAUCCCGCUUUCGGGAUAAAACUGAAGGGCAAAGUUUGAAGAUAGUGGAAGUCACGCCAUGCAAGUCUCUAUGGAAGAUAAACCACGGCGUCUUUCAAUCCCGCUUUCGGGAUAAAGUUGAAGGGCAAAGUUUGAAGAUUGAGGCAGUCCCGCUACCCAUAUCUGUACAAAUGAUAACCCGAGGCACCUUGGAAUCCCGCUUUCAGAAUAAUAUCCGAGGGCAAAGUUUGAAUAUUGAGGCAGUCACGCCACCCAUAUCUGUACGAAAGAUAACCCAAGGCGCCUUGCAAUCCCGCUUUCGGAAUAAUAUCCAAGGGCAGAGUUUGAAGAUUGUGGAAGUCACGCCACGCAUGUCUCUGUGGAAGAUUACCCAAGGCGUCUUCCUAUCCCGCUUUCGGGAUAAAACUGAAGGGCAAAGUUUGAAGACUGUGGAAGUCACGCCACACAAGUCUCUAGGGAAGAUUACCCAAGGCGUCUUCCUAUCCCGCUUUCGGGAAAAAACUGAAGGGCAAAGUUUGAAGACUGUGGAAGUCACGCCACACAAGUCUCUAGGGAAGAUUACCCAAGGCGUCUUCCUAUCCCGCUUUUGGGAUAAAACUGAAGGGCAAAGGAAUAGCCCUCUGCUCAUAUACGUCGUGUGGAUGAACAUGAUCAUGGUUCAAAGAUCAAACGGCAGCUGCACACUGCUUGGUGGCCCACCUCUCUUCCUGCCUCCACAAGGCACUGGUGUGGACAUGGCUGUGAGUGGCAGCAUCCCCUCGGCCAUCCUGUCAGCAAUCACCCCUCGCAACCGCUCUGCAAUGGUUUGGGACAACAGUGUAUUGGCAGCAGAGGAACAGAGAGGGAUACCCAAGGUCAGCAAUUUCUGCAUUGCCUUUCAUUGGAGGAGGCUGGCAGCUGAGGAUAAGACCAGUGGCGGACAUCAGAAGGACCACGAAGACAGCGCCUGCUCUUCCAGGUCUACGACACACACCAAUUUCAUUCUGUGCAAUGAUUGCAACCCUGAUGACCUUUUAAUUUCUUCACCUGUGGCUGGGACACAUGUGUCUACCAAGAUGCAAUGUAGAUGGUACAACAUGACUCAGCCCUAGCUGUGGCCGGCUGGCAGCAGAUGUCGUUGGAUAACUUCCUCAGGGGAUGUAGGAUCCCUGUAUCAAUUAUAUAAGCAAGAUAUAAUCAUCUUCAAUAACGCGCAUACUCAAACCACUUCAUAUAAUGGUGCAUACUCGAACCACUUAUUCAAAUAAACAGUUAC